AUGAGCACACUACCCCCUCAGCAGGCGUAUCGCCUUCCCGCUCUCCCUCAUGACAUGUAUCGUGGUGGUCCUCCUCCCCAAGACAUGUACCGUGGUCAGCCGCCGCACAUGGCAUAUCCACAGCACCAGCCUGCGCCUCGUCAGAGGACCGCCAUCGCUUGUCGUUACUGCCGGCGACGGAAGAUUCGCUGUUCCGGCUUCGAAAAUCAGGACGGCCGAUGCACCAACUGCGUCCGCUUCUCGCAGGAGUGCUUGUUCACUCCCGUAUCCGCCCAAGCCCAAGCCUUUGUGCCCGCUCAAACCGCCUGGCGUAACGGUCAGACGCCACCUCUCUACGGCGCGUACGGGCAGCCACUCCCGCCACAGCAUCACCAAGACCCAUACGCCCCUCGCCAGCCUGGCUACGCUCUCCCCAGCCCAUCAGGUCCGUAUCCCGCACCCGGUUCGGCGUACCCUCCCGGGCCGUACGAUGACCGGAGCAGCCAUGAUGCAACCAGCAGGAAGCGGCCGGCCAAUGAACCACACACGCCAACGCUCCCGCCGCCGAAUCCAGCAACUGCAUCACAGCUCUCCGGCCAUCGCGGCUCAGGUGCCGAGUCUUCACCGUACACUUAUCCAGAUCCUACGGCUCUGACUCCUGCCGCUGUUUCUCCAGCCUCCAGCAACGCCUCCUACCACUCCUCGGUCCCCCCGCAUUCCCAGCCGCAGCAGCCGUACUACGCCCCCCAGCCCGCGGCGCCGCGUCGCUCGAGCCCCCAGUCGACUUAUUCGUAUGACCCCGGACGGGCCUCGUCGUCGCCGAAUACACAAGCUGCGCCGACCACGCCUGGGCAGGCUGGCUACGGAUACGGCGGUGUCGGUCCUGAUGGUCUCCGUCCGCCUCAGGGGGGACCGGCGGGUCACAACGACGGUAGAACGCCUCCGCCGACAAGUCAGGGUGGCAGCAGACCGGGCAUGAGGAUUACGGAUAUCGUUGAUGGUGGCUCGGGUGGCGGGAGAAGCGCGGCGGAUAGCGACAUGUUGAAGGCGCUAAAUCGGAGGCCUAUGUAG
This is a messenger RNA of Coniosporium apollinis CBS 100218, 1050 nucleotides long. RefSeq lists its product as uncharacterized. The coding region runs from base 1 to 1050 and encodes 349 amino acids. NCBI's taxonomy places the organism in Eukaryota, Fungi, Ascomycota, Dothideomycetes. The transcript has 2 exons. Gene Ontology annotation, biological process: regulation of DNA-templated transcription. Gene Ontology annotation, molecular function: DNA-binding transcription factor activity, RNA polymerase II-specific; zinc ion binding. The record is from RefSeq and is a predicted model, not a curated record.